AUGCUUUAUACCGUAGCUCCGUCGUUUUCCGAUGCAUCUGAUUCGGAGGAGGAGAUUCCUCUCGUAGGUAGUGCGGCCCCCUAUUUUCCCGUAGGGGAGGAUGAAUAUAGUGGGGCAGAGGGCGAGGGAAUUGAUUCUGGAUCUGAGGACGAAUUUGCCUUGAUGAAUGUAUCAAGUAAUGGGGAGAGUGACUCCAGUGAUAGUGACUUGGAGGUGGAGGAGAAGUUAGAUUCUGAUUCCGAAGCUAUGGAUACUGAUCCUGAGGAUAUGGAUACUGAUCCUGAGGGUAUGGACACUGAUCCUGAGGAUAUGGAUACUGAUACUGAGGGUAUGGACACUGAUCCUGAGGAUAUGGAUACUGAUCCUGAGGAUAUGGAUGAGGAAUUAAGUGAUAAUCCCGUCCCUUCCAUGUGUAAUUCCUCUAGUGCAGAGGAUGGAUCCCUGUUAGGGGAUUAA
Molecule: messenger RNA, 456 nt
Organism: Cyphomyrmex costatus
Lineage: Eukaryota; Metazoa; Arthropoda; Insecta; Hymenoptera; Formicidae
Product: aspartate and serine-rich protein-like
Exons: 1
Coding region: 1-456 (151 amino acids)
Source: RefSeq, a predicted model, not a curated record